CAGAGAUUGACGCAGCACAUUCACGUUUGCUGUUAUCGUUAGUUCUGAGAGCAUGUUUAGCCAAAUUUCCCUGCUCGAUGAAAUGUGCAUGGGCAAGUUCACUGUGGAGCAUCUCACUACUUUACAAACUGUGACGAAGGCUUUACGAGACGAACAGUUCAGAUUCAACGUUGAGAGGGGAGUCCUGGAGCGCCUCUUUGCAGUGCUUGUAAGGCUCUAUGAUGAGUUUCGAGGUUUGGACGAAGGACGGUCUGUGUCGUUGCGUCUUCAGCUUACAGCCGAGUGUUUCCGCGCUCACCGAAAUGCCUGCGUGCAGUGUUCUCACAACCAGUGCCUUCUAAGGGAUCAAGGUUGUAUUCAAGUAUCAUUAGGAAUUUUGGGAACGCUUCUUAAGAUAACGACAGGAGACCCUGAUAACCUUUUUGACGCAAUACGAUGUGGGAUUCAGUUUCUCGGUAACAUUGCUGUUGGGAACCACCUCUGCAAAGCUGAUAUUUGGGGCCAUGCUUUUCCACACAUGUUUUUGGAUCUCUUGGAGCUGUGUGAUGAGAAGGCUACAGCGUAUGCGUGCAUGGUACUGCACACCUGUCUGGAUGAAGACAAGACGGAGCAGCUGUGGACAGAGCCUCAGCACCUGAAGGUGGCGCUGAAGAUCAUGGAACUUUGCAGGACUGAACCUGACAUCGACUGGCCAUUCUUGAUUGCCACACAACACUUCUUCAGAUCAUCUGAGCUCACGAAGAGGAUAUAUGCAGAGAUGAAUGACCAAGAAAGGCUAACGUUACUGGAGCUGAUUUUAGCCCAGCUUGGAGAAGGUAAAGAGGAGGACUGUCUGAUUCCUCCAAGGACUGCCCAGAUCCUGGCGUCCUACUUCCAGAACAGCUGCAAGUCAGUUCUCUCUCUCAGCUCUGCCUCCUCAGCUAAUGACCAGGCCCUGGCAGUGGUCAGAUUGCUGGAUAUUCUCUGUGAGAUGACCUCUAAGACGAACUUUAGGACCCUGCAAGAUCACCCAGACCUUCUCCAAUCCACAGUUGAGCUCUUAAAGGAAGUACAUUUGCUCGGGAAAGCCAGUAAGAAUGUGUUCAGUGCAGCCCAGGACUUCUCCCUCACAGAGCCAGGGGGCGCUGCCUCUCACCCUGCAGUCAGCUUCAAAGCACACCUCAUUCGGCUGAUCGGGAAUCUGUGCCAUGGCCAUAUGGCCAAUAAGGACCAGAUCCGAGAGCUGGAUGGAAUAGCCCUCAUCCUGGACUGCUGCAGCAUCGACAGCAACAAUCCAUUCAUAAGCCAAUGGGCUGUCUUCGCUAUCCGGAACAUUCUAGAACAUAACCUGGAGAACCAGAAGCUGGUGCAGGGCCUGAAGAGGCAGGGGGUGGCUGAUGACUCCAUGCUCAGGGAGAUGGGUUUCCGUGUGGAGCAGAGGGACGGCAGCCUGCUCCUCAGACCUCUUAAAAAGGAAGAAUGGCAUGGAGACAACUAGGAAUGUAGGUCUACCCCAUUGUCCCAUCCAUCGAACUCCUCCUGCACUCUAAAUUUUGCUCUGGAGAUGGCUUAAGACAUCCAAUAGGUCUGUUGGCCGACAGAAAGAACAGGGGGCAUUUUAAUAUCCAGUCCUUACUGAGAACCUGGAUGUGUGUGGAGGAAGGGUAGGUCCCUUGUUUUGUGUUGUCAGCACAAGGGGAACGCAAAAGGGCUUUUCUUCAGGGACCCAUGCUGAAGUCUGAGAUGCCUUUAGUGGUCUUUGAUUCUAGCUCCCACUCAAUAGGAUUCAAAUCCUCUGAAACAAGGAGACCCAUGUCUUCCUGGCUUUUCAGCCGCAAAAAAGACUCUAGUGACCAGUGGGGAAUAGAGGUUAAUCCCUAAUCCAGUGAGUUUUAUGGAGACCUGGGGCCUCCCAAUCCAUUAACACAACGGUUGAUUCUCAAUACUCGUGGGACUUGGUCCCCCCACCCUUUUUUGGCUUUGGUUUGUUCUUCAGGAACAUUGCGUUUAUUUACAGGGCUACCCAAUCCUACUGCCAUUCUCUUCUUAACAGCUUGAUGAAUACUUGCGUAUCUGGCCAAGUGAAAGCCUGCAAGCUAAGCGGUGCUGCUUGCUCUCCGACUGCGUUGCAUUCAUUUCCAAUUUAAACUACAGCACACUGAACCUCUCGCUAGGUGGGAGGACAUGAGCCACCCCAUCCUCUCCAUGUGUCUGUCUGCUGACCCUUUCACCUGCAGGUCAGAUCUGGCCCUGGUGCAUCACACUAAGGUCAUUCAGAACAGCAAUAUUAGCAUGCAGGUUGGCAUCUCAUCCCCUUGUCCCACCCCGUCCCGGUUGGAAUGAGCCGAGUUGUCCUGACACCUCUAUAAUUCCCAGGCCGCCGAGGCCUCUCCUCACACCGCACCACCCUGUUUUCUCUGCCUCAUAUUUUUUAAGGGCAGAAUGUUUUGUGAAACAAUUGUGGUUGACUUCCCCCCCCCCCC
This is a messenger RNA of Electrophorus electricus (electric eel), 2462 nucleotides long. RefSeq names its product ataxin 10 (gene atxn10). The record is from RefSeq and is a predicted model, not a curated record. Lineage: Eukaryota; Metazoa; Chordata; Actinopteri; Gymnotiformes; Gymnotidae. Gene Ontology annotation, cellular component: cytosol. Gene Ontology annotation, biological process: neuron projection development.